AUUUAAAAAAAAUAAAGGGUGCUGUUUUCAGUAAACACUAAACAGAAGAUAUUUUAGUUUUUAAAUUAAAAAGGAAAAUGGAUGUUAUUCACGAUUGGUUAACUGAAACUCCUACCCACACCUGUUUAAGGGUAAACAUAUUAAAAAGUUUUGAUAUAAUGAACCUGGAAAAAACUUUAGUAACUUUAGGUGAAAAACUAAACACAGCACAUUUACCUAAUUUUUAUUUUUUAAAACCUGACUGUUUGAUAUUAGAGAGAUGGCCUGAAGGGAUUACUACUGAAAAAGCAAAAUGUGAAGUUAUUGUGGAUGGAGCCUGUGCAGCGGCUGUUCUCAGAGGGUCACAUGUUUUUGCCCCAGGUGUACUUGGAUUACCUCCUAAUUGCAAAUUGGAUGAUGUAGUUGAUAUUUAUGGUGAUAUUGGUGGAAAAUGUAAGAGAGGUCUUAAAAUUGGCUUUGAUGAUGUGAAGAGGUUUGCAGGAGUUGGAUGUCUUAAGAAAUUAAGAAGGGACCUUUUUGAUGAAGGUAUUCAACCUAGUGGAAUAGCAGUUCAGACCUUACUGCCAGCAUCUCGGCUUCCUGUAGUGAAUGACACAUUGUUUCCAACUGGUCAAGUCUUGUUACAAAACUUGCCUUCCCUUGUCUGUGGGUGGGUCGUCAAUGCACAACCAAAUGAGUACAUUCUGGAUAUGUGUGCAGCUCCCGGUAACAAGACUACCCAUUUAGCUGAAAUGGCACUGAAUAAGGCAUAUAUCACAGCAUUGGACAAGUCUGAGAGGAGAGUAAACUUAAUAAGAGAAACGUGUGCCAAACAAGGGGUGACGUGUGUUACAGCAUUUGUCUGUGACUCUAGACAAUGUUAUUCCAAUAACAGCAAUGGAGGUAUCACCAGUCCGCCGUUCCCGCUGGAUUCAUUUGAUAAAGUACUGCUUGAUGCGCCAUGUAGUGGUUUAGGUCAAAGGCCACAAUUAGUCAACAAAAUGUCACCGAAAAUGCUUCAAUCCUUCACAUAUGUGCAGAGAAAAUUGUUCGAAGCAGCCGAGAAAGUGCUAAAAGUUGGUGGCAAGUUAGUGUAUAGUACAUGUACAACGACAUUGGAGGAGAACGAAGAUAUGGUGAAAUGGGCGCUGCAGAACUUGCCGUCACUCAGACUGAUACCUGCGGAACCGUUGCACGGAGGACCAGGAUUGGAUAGCAGUAGCCUUACAACAGAAGAAAGAUUAAUGGUGCAGCGAUUUGGUCCUGAGAAUGAUCCAUUACGACCUACUGAAGACAUCUACAGAAAUUCCAUAGGGUUCUUCAUAGCAGCGUUUACAAAAGUGCAGCAAAAUACUUUAAUAUAAUAAACAUAUUUUUUAUACA
Molecule: messenger RNA, 1362 nt
Organism: Leptidea sinapis
Lineage: Eukaryota; Metazoa; Arthropoda; Insecta; Lepidoptera; Pieridae
Product: tRNA (cytosine(72)-C(5))-methyltransferase NSUN6
Exons: 7
Coding region: 78-1343 (421 amino acids)
Biological process (GO): RNA methylation
Molecular function (GO): RNA binding; methyltransferase activity
Source: RefSeq, a predicted model, not a curated record